Messenger RNA from Haemonchus placei, 306 nucleotides. Lineage: Eukaryota; Metazoa; Nematoda; Chromadorea; Rhabditida; Trichostrongylidae. The record is from the annotation of a GenBank genome assembly.
AUGUCACGAAUGUACACUUUGUUCCUGCUGUGCACUGUGAGCGCAGUUUGUCUCUCACUUCCUUUCCGACUGGUAGGACAAUUGCCGGCGUCAGUCAUCGCACGAAUAUCGCAACCAUUCGAUGAGGAGGUCAGUCAUCAGAGACAGCUUUUGGACGAUGUGAUAGUAAUAAUGCCACAAAUCCGAACACGACGAUCUCAGCCAAUCAUUGACUACACUGACGAGUUCUCCGCGGAUCCAUUCGAGGUGCCAGAGAAUGCCGUUAAGCAAAGGCCGAAGACCAUUGUGAUUAUGAGAAUCAUGUAA